GAAACGUAGAAUUAGUUAAAUAUAGCUUACACUACUGGUUCAGUGAGUACCGCGACAAAAAAUAAGCAAAUGUAAAUUGUCUAUAAAUAACACGGUAUGUUAGGUGAAACAGUUUAUUAGGAUAUUUAAAGUAAUUAUUCAACCGAGUGUUCGUUUGUUUUACAGUUUGUAAAAUAUGUGAGACAUUCUGAAGCAUCGAUUUAAAAAGAAAUUUAAGCUGAUUUGAAGCAGUAAAUUUAUUUAAAAGGGCAAACGGUUUAAGAUUAUGUUGGUAGAUUAUUGAGUAAGAUGUGGCGAUUGUGACAGUGGUAGGAAGUAACUCAAGUAAAUAGUUUGACAAACAUUCAGUAUUAACGCUGAUCUUUUUAAUUUUAAUGAACACUACAGGCUGAAGGCGUUUUGCCAAGCAUCAUCACUAAGUCACGCCACGACGCUAUAUGGGAUGCUUAUCCUCAUCAAUUUAGUCAGUUUGGAAGUCACACGUUUCUCUGUCAAUCCUUGCGAUCAGAUGCCUUUUUCCUUUUAACAACCACUGAUUUCUUUUUUCAUCGAUGGCUAAAAAUAGUGGGUCAAGCUUUGUCAAACUUUUUCACAGCGAAUAUGGUGGAAAAGGCUUCUUUUUCUAUCUGACCGUAGUUCCUUUCUGUCGUAAUCAGCUUUCAUACAGCUUGGGUGAUUGCCUUCUCAGAUCCGUCAGGGUAAUUAUGGGAAAUCAUUGCUCCGAUUCCGUAAUUUGACGCAUUUGCUGCGACCGAAAUUCGAUCUGGAUUAUAGUGUUUAAGCAGAAAGUUUGGUGAUAGGAGCCGUUUUAGGAAUGUUUCUUGACAUUCUGUUGAACAGACCCAUUUGUUAUACUUUUUCAGCAACCAAUUCAGAGUGGCACGGAGGCGAUGCAAAUCUUGAAGAAAAACACCAUAAUACUUAACCAUUCCCAAGAAAGAUCGUAAAGUUUAUACAUCUGUCGGAGGAGGCAUGGUUUUGACAGCCUCAGUGUUUUCUGGAUCAAGUUUUCUACCGUUUUUGUCGAUUAUGAAUCCCAAAUAGCGGACUUUCUCCACGUGGAAAUCACAUUUUUCGGCGAGUAAUCCGAAACCACAAUUUGCUACGCAUCUGAGAACCAUAUCCACCUUCACCAUAGCUCGUACCUAUGAUUAGUAUAUCAUCAAGAUAAGCCGCAGUAACAGGAAUAACUUGAGGUAUAGUGUUCAUAGCUUGUUGGAAGACUGAAGGAACGAUUGUUACUCCGAAAGGGAAUCGGUUACACUGGAAUAAACCUUUAUACAUGUUUACUGACAGGUAAGGUUUGUACUCUUCGGCUACUGGAAUCUGUAGAUAAGCUUCUGAUAGAUCCAUUUUGCAAAAUACUUCCUCUUAUUCAGUUUCGCAAAUAAGUUCUGGUAACUGCAAACAGUACUGAUGAGCUUCAAGUGCUUUGUUUAAUGCAGUCAAAUAAUCUGCACAUAGCCGGAUACUUCCACUAGGCUUCUUAAUCAUUGGUGCUGUCCAGUCAGAAACAUUCACUGGUUCUAUUAUUCCACAUCUUUGCAGACGCUCUAAUUCUUGUUCAAGAAUCGGUAGCGCUGCAUAGGGUGCCGGACGUCUUGGUCUAAAUACGGAGGCGACUCCCGGUUUAAGAAUUAGUGGUGCUUUUACCUUUUUGCGCCCCCCCCCCUAUUUCUUCCAUAAACACUUGACUCUGUCUUUCCGACACAGCAUCCUUGAGAUUUUUUCGCUGGUUUACUGGUUCUCACGGAGCCGCAUAUGUGGUUAAUGGAGUGAUUUGCUAAUUGUAGUGUUUCUGUUAGGUCUAGACCCAGCAAAUCUAGUCCCAGAUUCUCUGUGAGAUUUAGUGUUGCAUUUAUUUUUGCAUUUCCUUUUGAAACUGUACAUCAUUUCUCUCCAACAAUAUUAAAUUUCGCUCCGAAUGCACUAUCAGUUAGCUGGGUUGUUGGCAGCAUCUGGGGUUUCCUAAUAUGUUUCCAGGUUUUUCGGCUAAUAACUGUGGUGUCGAGAUGCAGGUGGGCACGGUGACCGUCAACCUCGAUAGUUGCAUAUUUUCGUCGACUAUGGCUUGAUCGCGUAUGUACUACCACUCUAAAGAGCUUCAACAUUUCCUUGAACUCCCGCCCACCAAUGAGGCACUUUCUUACGGAUCGCCUAGUAUCUAGACAGAACAAGAAUAUAACAAGCCCGACUGCUAUUAUUAUGAAUAUAACCAAAUCACAGAAUACAUGGCUUAUCCUUUCCUAUUAUUCAUUGUUUAUUAAUCAUGGCCUUAUGCUCCUAACCCUCACUUCCAGUUCCCAAAUCUCUACAGGUUAAAUGUACACUAUUCUUCCUAAUAGUCAUGCUUUUUUUUCUAUUGCAAGUAGACAGAUAACUCACUAAUCUUAUGGAUGCCGAUCUACUAAGGCCGACCAUACAACGCUCAAAAUUCGGCCACAAAGUCUUGUGAGUUUCUCAAUGUUCUAUUUUUCUUACCCUGAAAUUUUUUUCUACAAUUUUAUGCCCUCUCAUAUUUUUUGAUUUGCUAUUAGUCCUUACUUCUUUAAACCAUUAGUUAUCUUCAUAGCAGUGUGAUAUACUAUGUGGACAUCUAACCCAUAAAACAAACAUUUUAACUAUCUGAUUUGCUUGUAACAUGGACCUGGUAGAGACAGUGUAUUCCAACCAUGGGCUUUGAUUAAAGCAGUAUUCAUACUUACCACAAACGUAAGAGCCCAACAUCACAAAACGAAGGAUGGUGGCGUUACUGACCAGCAAACAUGAUGGUGGGGAGAUAACUUCAAUCCACCCAUGUUUGUAGGGCAGAACAAUUUGUUUAAUUACGGCUCCUUAUGGUUUAGUGGGAUGUCACGAACAUAAGGUUUUAAUGCUGAUUUACCAUGCAAAAUACCUCAUUAAAUCGUGUUACGAACGUUGAAUUGGUUUCACUUUCUACCCAGUAAUCCUAUUACAAGCAAACUAGACAAUUCACUGAUAUACGAAGCCUAAUCAAGACCCUAUAUGGUACCUGACAAAAAUAAUACAAAAAAAUGAAAGGGGCUCUGAUGGCUUCGAUAGAAAAGGAAGAUAGCCAAUUGUAUAUCACAACACUGUUUCUAGCACUAUAUUUUAAUUCAUAACCACACAAUUCCAUAUCCAGCUACUUUCUGAAUCGCCCCGAUUUGUCAGUUGUAUGUCCACUCAUGCCCUGUUAACACCUAUCUUCUUUAACCUAUUAAAAUACUUUUUCUUAACAAAUACCUUAAUAAAAUAAAAUUAGACUGAGUGAUCAUACCUUAAACAUUCCUUCAUGAAUAUUGGCUACUCUGCCUCUCGAGUUUUCUUUUACUUGCUCCCUCUUUCAGCCCCCUUGUGAUAUAGAACGAAAGAUUUUAUCCUGCAUCAUCCUCAAAGCCUUAGAUAUUCCAAAGGGACAUAAGGUUGCGACUUUUAUAAGCUCCCACCUUCAAUGGACCUAUCAGUUGCACAUUCGCAACGCAACUUUCAUGACGCGCGCCUACUGU
This is a messenger RNA of Schistosoma bovis, 3509 nucleotides long. The record is from the annotation of a GenBank genome assembly. NCBI's taxonomy places the organism in Eukaryota, Metazoa, Platyhelminthes, Trematoda, Strigeidida, Schistosomatidae.